Molecule: messenger RNA, 927 nt
Organism: Cydia amplana
Lineage: Eukaryota; Metazoa; Arthropoda; Insecta; Lepidoptera; Tortricidae
Exons: 6
Coding region: 34-927 (297 amino acids)
Source: RefSeq, a predicted model, not a curated record
CAGUUGCAUGCGAAUGGCAAGAAGACCGACCGUAUGCGCUCGUGGUACCUCUACGAGCAGUACAGAACGCUGGAGCAACACCAGCUAGACGCGGCACAGAAGCUGCGGAACCGCUCGGUUCAAGAACAGCUGCUGCUACAGGAGCUUACGGAACGGCGCGCUCGGCGUUGUCUUUUUGAUCAGGUCAGCAUUUAUCUCAGCAACCCAAAGCAAGACCGCAGUCAAGCCACCUGCCUCAGCACCACCAACGAGAGCUUCUACGAGAGCUUCUGUGAACUCAACGACUUUGAAGACAACAACAGCUUGGGCAGCCACCAUGGCUACGAUAAUGCCUUAAUGGAGGAUAAGAAUCUAGAAGAUUUCCAAGAAGAUACUAGCUGCGCGGAUAGUGUUUCUAGCGUGGUUGAUAAGGAAGCUACGGACAGGUCCACGCAACGAACUAUUGCUGAAAACAUAAAGGUGCAUCUACAGACUGUUAAAGAAAACAUGGCAAGCCUCGAGAGAUACGCCCGGAUGGCUGACGGAGACCGCAACUCGGAGCCGAGUGUAGACUCUCUGGGUUGGCCCGAGCGAAACGUUCUUCGGAAGAACGUUGAUGACAAUCAAUUGUUUUAUAUGUGGAGCCGCCUGGUUGCGUUCGCGUACCAUAUUAUACAACUUAAUCAUGGAAACUGCUACUACGACUACAGCUCCCAGCUGCUCACCGCCGUGCUGGCGUGCGAUGCGCUGCGCCGCGGCGUCAACCGCAUGUGUGAUAUUUUGCAGUAUUACGUCUCACCCGUGAAAUUUGCUAGUGAUUCGGAAGACCAUUCAACUAUCUGCAGCAAAAAACGUAAAAAGAAGAAGCCUCAUGGGUCGAAAAAGAUACGAAAAUUCUCUAAAUAUAAGAUAUGUAAAGCCCCGGGCCCUCCAGACUACGUGCGUUAA